Molecule: messenger RNA, 1329 nt
Organism: Dreissena polymorpha
Lineage: Eukaryota; Metazoa; Mollusca; Bivalvia; Myida; Dreissenidae
Product: tyrosinase-like protein 2
Exons: 6
Coding region: 1-1329 (442 amino acids)
Molecular function (GO): oxidoreductase activity
Source: RefSeq, a predicted model, not a curated record
AUGGCAAAGAUAUCGAGAACUCUUCUGUCGGCAUGGCUGCUUACGCUGCACGUUCAGCUGUGCACGGGAAGCGUGGAACCAUUGCCAUCUCUGCCGUAUGAUCUGCAAUAUUACCUGGACACGUGUCAUGGCACUGGCGACCUAAAUGACAAACCAGCUGAACUCGCCUUCUGGGGUGCGAUGCAAAUGUAUGUUUCAAAGUUUUGUGAGGAGAAUCCCUCCAUGACAACUUCGGAAAAAGCCUUCCUACAAAAGACCGUCACUACCUCCUUUGCACCAAUAAGUGCUUCCGGUCGAGGAAAACGACAAGCCACUCGCCCUCGCCUGCGUAAAGAGAUCCGCACAAUGACCAUUACUGAAAGGGCGCGUUAUUUCAACGCUCUCACUAGACUCAAGAGAGACACGAGACUACGACCAAACAUAUAUGAUGUUCUAGCUGGAUUCCAUACAGGUGCAAAUAUGCAGAGGGCCCACUUUGGCCCCGCGUUCACAGGAUGGCAUCGAUUAUACUUGUGGAUAUUAGAAUCAUUCCUACGACUUCACGACCCUGAGGUAACUGUUCCAUUCUGGGCGUCGGUGUUGGAUAACGAGAUGGAAGACCCCACUGAGUCUGUCAUAUUCAGCGGCGCUUUCUUCGGACCCGGCGUUGGGCUGCCAACAAGUGGGCCAUUUAGAGGCUGGCAACAAAUAAAUCCGGCAACUGUGUUUAAUCGAAAUGUCGGUGGCGGCCAACUUUACACUUAUGAGGGUAUUGACGCAAUUCUACGUCGGCGUCGUAACAGUGAACUCCUGUUUCCAACUGCAGAAGCCGACAGCAACUUCGAAGAGCAACAUGGUGGUCCCCAUAUCUUUGUCGGCGGGACUAUGAACGAUCUCAACGCGGCUGCCAGAGAUCCCAUUUUCUUUAGCCACCACUCGUUUGUCGAUCAGAUUUGGGAGCGAUUUCGAUACAAUCAGCGGGCAGCGGGUAUCCCGACAGAAACGGACUAUCCAUGGGUUCCGAAUGACCCCCGUUACAAUCCAGCACAAAGUCCAACCAAUAUAACGGGUUUCUUCCCAGAUGGUCAGUUGAACCUAGACUACAUUCAGAUAACAGGUUACUCAGAUGCCUUCUUUCAACUUGUGCAGUAUGAGCAGGUUCCCACGUGUCCACUCUGCGGUGGUUCACAAUAUCUUCGUUGUAAUCCGACAACCAAUCGCUGUAUGUCGAGAAGCAUUGCAGAAAUGCGAACAGCGAACGUUGACAUAGAUACCUUACCUGGUCUCGAACAAGCGGCCCCGGGUCGCAAAAAACGUCUGAUCGCUUACAAGGAAAACAAUGCGGUGUGA